UCAGUGCCACUUGUUUUCUUUCCUAAUCACACAGUCCAUUAAAACCUCUCUCCAUCAUCACUCCAUUAUUUGUACAAUAAAUAAAUGCAGCUUCUUCUUUCCAAAGCUUCCCUUUUUUUCAAUCCAAGAACUAUUUUUUCUUCUUCAACAUCAAUGGCUACAUCUAACUCAAUUUCUCUUUCUUCAAAACCCCGUUUAAAGGGUAUUGUAUUUGACAUGGACGGAACCCUAACGGUCCCCGUUAUUGAUUUUCAGGCCAUGUACAGGGCUGUUCUGGGUCAUGAUGAGUACCUUGCUGUUAAAUCCAAGAGCCCUUCUGGCAUUGAUAUUUUGCAUCACAUUGAAAGUUGGAGCCCUGAUAAGCAACGUAGGGCGUAUGAGGUUAUUGCUGAUUAUGAAAAACAGGGUCUUGAUCGACUCCAGAUUAUGCCUGGUGCUGCUGAACUUUGUAGUUUUCUUGAUUCUAGGAAUAUUAGAAGGGGAUUAAUCACUAGGAAUGUCAAAGAUGCAGUUGACUUGUUUCACGAACGCUUUGGAGUGAAAUUUUCUCCUGCACUGAGCAGAGAAUAUCGUCCAUACAAACCAGAUCCAGCUCCAUUGCUGCACAUUUGUUCAACUUGGGAAGUUCAAUCUAAUGAAGUAAUGAUGAUUGGUGACAGCCUUAAAGAUGAUGUUGCUUGUGGCAAACAAGCUGGAGCUUUUACUUGCUUGCUCGACGAAACAGGAAGGUAUGAUGCUCCAGAAUAUGCAAACGUCCAACACAAACCAGACUAUAAGGUGUCUUCUCUUGUUGAGGUUCAGUCACUUCUAGAAAGAGAUUUUGAGCUGACAUCUUGAUUUUUGCAAAUCUUUGGAACCCCCCUGGCCUGGCUGAGCAACGAGAUAUGGUUUACCCUCGUAAGCCCUCCAUGUAGCAUUCCUGCAUGCACGUUUCUUUUGGUUUCUGUAAGAUUACAGUAAUUAGAUUGCAGCUUUGCUCAUGUGAGCGGGAAUCUUUGAGAUGGUCUCAAGUCAUUCAUUUUUCAAGCCAAAAAUGGGGAAUAUGAGUUUUUGUUCACUCUUGGUGGUGAAACUGGUGAUUUACAGAGACUUUUAUCGAUUAGCCUGGUUCGUUGUGGGUGACAUAGUCACGAGACCAUAAAUGUGUUUUCGAAUGUAGUGUUCUUGUCAUCUCUUUGCUCGUAAUGGAAGCUCUAGCCACAGGUCUUGCACGCGAAUAGUAGCUAAGAUUUCUUAGGAAUAAUGGUACUUGUUAAUGCAAAGAUUUUCAGAAAUGAGACCAAGUUGGUCUGA
This is a messenger RNA of Solanum tuberosum (potato), 1293 nucleotides long. Its product is annotated as haloacid dehalogenase-like hydrolase domain-containing protein At2g33255. The transcript has 5 exons. Lineage: Eukaryota; Viridiplantae; Streptophyta; Magnoliopsida; Solanales; Solanaceae. The record is from RefSeq and is a predicted model, not a curated record. Gene Ontology annotation, cellular component: chloroplast. Bases 85 to 837 code for a protein of 250 amino acids.